AUGCAGGUACGUAUUGGAGAGAGUACAACUUUGAAAAGUCUGAGAAGGUUUGUUAAAGCUGUUGUUGACAUUUUUGGAGAUGAGUAUUUGAGGACACCCAAUAAUAAUGAUACAACUCGGUUACUUGCACUUGGGGAAGAAAGAGGUUUUCCGGGUAUGCUCGGGUCACUUGACUGCAUGCAUUGGAGGUGGAAGAAUUGUCCGUCAGCUUACCAAGGCCAAUAUUUUGGUCAUUAUCAUACACCUACUAUAAUUUUAGAGGCAGUGGCUUCACACGAUCUAUGGAUUUGGCAUGUAUUUUUUGGUUUACCUGGUUCUCUUAAUGACAUCAAUGUUCUUCACCGAUCUCCACUAUUCGCAAAGAUAUCAAAUGGAGAAGCUCCACGAGUGAACUACAACAUAAAUGGCCAUAACUAUUCAAUGGGAUACUAUCUUGCAGAUGACAUAUAUCCAUCUUGGGCUACAAUGGUCAAGAUAAUUCCAGAACCACGAGAUAGAGGAACCAGUAGGCAUGCAUGUCAUGGCAUCUUCAGCGAUAGGCAUGGCAUUGCUGCUGCGCGCAGGCACAUCUCUUCUGUCUUCUCCCCACAGGCCACCUGCAGCUCGUGA
Messenger RNA from Zea mays, 609 nucleotides. RefSeq lists its product as uncharacterized. NCBI's taxonomy places the organism in Eukaryota, Viridiplantae, Streptophyta, Magnoliopsida, Poales, Poaceae. The record is from RefSeq and is a predicted model, not a curated record. The coding region runs from base 1 to 609 and encodes 202 amino acids. The transcript is spliced from 3 exons.